This is a messenger RNA of Trichoderma reesei QM6a, 1320 nucleotides long. RefSeq lists its product as uncharacterized. The transcript has 3 exons. Gene Ontology annotation, molecular function: protein binding. The record is from RefSeq and is a predicted model, not a curated record. The coding region runs from base 189 to 1175 and encodes 328 amino acids. NCBI's taxonomy places the organism in Eukaryota, Fungi, Ascomycota, Sordariomycetes, Hypocreales, Hypocreaceae.
CAUACCAUUUCGCCAUCUGGGCUGUUGUGUUAGCAAGGGUCGUCAUACGCUAAUAACACCACCCCUCCUCCUCUGACAACUACCCAACGCCAACUUCCCCCUCCUCUGCCUCUGCCUCUCCCUCUCUUCUCAACCUCUCUACAGAAUCAAACGACUCAAUCACCUACAGUGCACACCAUCAUUAUCUCAUGGCCGACUACGCACCUCCUUCAGGGCCUCCGCCGCCCAAAGCGCCCGAGGUUCCUGCCGGCUGGGUCGCCCGCUGGAACGAGCAAUACAAAGAAUGGUUCUACGUAAACAUCUACACAAAAAAGUCCCAAUGGGACAAGCCCACCAGCCCCGUCUACCCUGACAACGAAGCGCCGCCCUCCGAACCCCCGCCAGGCUACGACGGCCACAACGCCCCCCACGUCUCCGAUACCAAGAAGAACCCCUACGGCGACCACCACAGCAGCGACUUUGCCGGCUCAUCGUCACGGCAGGCCCAGGAGGAGGAGGACGCCCGUCUGGCCGCCCAGAUGCAGGCCGAAGAAGACGCCCGAGCCCGAGCCCGCGGCAGCAGCUCUCAGCAGCCUCCCGGAUACGGAUACAGCGGAGGCGCCGCCGACUCGUACCGCCAGCAGAGCACCAGCCCGUAUCCUCCCCCACAGAGCAGCCCGUACGGAACGCCCCAGCCCCAGCAGCAGCAGCAGCAACAACAGCAAAGGGGUGGGGGUCUCCUGGGCAAGCUCGCAGGCAAGCUCGCUGGUGGCUCCCACGGCGGCUCUCACGGUGCCUCGCCCGGAGGCUUCCCCGGUGCGCCUGGCGCGGGUGGCUACUCGGGCUAUGGACCGCCUCCAAAUCAGGGAUACGGUGCCCCGGGAUACGGGAACCCGAGCCCCGGAUACGGAGGCGCGCCCGGUGCCUACGGUGGCGGGUAUGCUCCCGGAUACGGAGCUCCGGCACAGGGAUAUGGCCAGCCUGCCUAUUACCAGCAACAGGUCCCAAAGAAGAGCAGCGGUCUGGGAGGGGCAGGGCUGGGCCUUGCGGGAGGCGCUGCGCUUGGUCUCGGCGCUGGUGUCGUGGGUGGUCUGUUGGUGGAUGAUGCCAUUGACCACUUUGAGGACCAAGGAUAUCAGGAGGGCUACCAGGACGGCUUUGACGAUGGUGGAGACUUCGAUGGCGGCGACUUUUAAGCAGUGUCUACCAAGCUGCAUGUUUGUCGUUAUGCAUUGCGAUGAUGCGUGGCUAGAGUGAAAGAGCUGUGCGGGGUGGUAAUCUGACUGAUUGAUGGACUGGUUCUCAGUGCGCUUUCGAAGACAAAGACUUGAUUUCGUCGUU